UACAUCUUUGCUGAGCAGCACACCGUAAGGUGCGUUACCAUCCUCUUUUUAUCUGUCAAGGCCUUCAGAACAUAGAGGAACAAUGCAGAAAUAAAAACGACAGAGUAAAAUACAGUUGGCUCCUGACACUACGCCAUAUCUAGAAAUUAGUAAGAGAAAAAUAGUUAACCUAUUUUACGCUUGUGCACAUGAAUCUUAGCUUAUGUCAAAUAUUUCCGAGAUAAUUUAGGUAGCAAUGAUAUGUAAGGGAAACAUUUCUGUCACCGUACCUAAAACUCAUUUUUAUUGGCGGGAGACCUUCCAUGUUUUGACAGGUAAAUGUUUUUUCCGAAUUUUCUUAACGUUACUUUGUAAUGGGGAGAUGCUACUCUUGAUAUUUAGACAUCUUCGGCUCCACAUGAUAUGAGUGCCUGAAUGACAUUUACCCACCGUAGCUAGCAGUUGAAUAGUAAUGUGUUCAGAAUGAUAAACAAGGGACAAAAUGUUAGCUACUGAGUAGCGUUAAAAAAAAAAAAAGCUGCAGUGUAUGGUGGCUCAGUCAGAGCUAACUCUGACAGUCGGCUAAAAGCCUUUGCUGGUUAGUUAGCUAACUAACCAUGGAGUACCUCAGUAAACUCUUGUUUACCAUUCCCCAACACUGGAGACCCCUCAGGUGUAUUCACCCCAGACAUUGUUCUAACUUAGCGAACACUAGUGUGACUACAAGACAGAGGAAGACAACUGUAAACAAGUUCAAGAGUCAGAUAUCAUCAGGUCCAAGUUUCCAGGAUUUCAUCAAAGGAAUUUCAGUGAAUAAGACUCAUGUUGCUGAUGAUGAAGAAUACAAACAUAGUUAUCUCUCUGAGGACUUGGACAUGGGGAAUUCAAGGAAAGUGUAUUUUGAAACCUAUGGAUGUCAAAUGAAUGUCAGCGACACAGAGAUAGCCUGGUCCAUACUGCAGAGGAAGGGAUAUCAGCGCACAGUAGACAUAAGUGAGGCAGAUGUUGUCCUUCUGGUAACAUGCUCCAUAAGAGAAAAAGCUGAACAAACGAUAUGGAAUAGACUACAACAACUAACAGCUAUGAAGAGGAGACGGUUAAAGACUCACACACCAAUGAAAAUUGGGAUUUUAGGGUGCAUGGCAGAGAGACUAAAGACAGAGCUUUUGGAGCGGGAGAAGCUUGUAGACGUUCUCGCUGGUCCGGACGCCUACAGGGACCUUCCUCGCCUCUUGACUGUAGCUGAUGGAGGUCAACAGGCAAGCAACGUGCUGCUGUCGUUAGAAGAGACCUACGCUGACGUCAUGCCCGUUCACCACGCUCCUCAGGGGAACAGUGCUUUUGUGUCCAUCAUGCGAGGCUGUGACAACAUGUGUAGUUACUGCAUCGUUCCCUUCACCCGAGGGAGAGAGAGGAGUCGACCGGUCAGCUCCAUACUUGAGGAAGUUCGCAUGCUCUCUGACCAGGGUGUGAAGGAGGUGACUUUGCUGGGUCAGAAUGUGAACAGCUAUAGAGACAUGUCAGAGGAACAUUUCUGUGGCUCAGAGCCGACCACGCUCAGCCGCGGCUUUAAGACUGUGUACAGAACCAAACAGGGAGGUCUGCGCUUCUCUGACUUGCUGGACCAAGUGUCACUCAUCAACCCCGACAUGAGGAUAAGAUUCACCUCCCCUCAUCCCAAGGAUUUUCCUGAUGAGGUUUUGCAUCUGAUUGCGGAGCGAGGGAACAUUUGUAAGCAGAUCCACCUUCCAGCUCAGAGUGGCAGCAGUCAGGUCCUAACAGCAAUGCGCCGUGGCUACACAAGAGAGGCCUACCUGGAUCUUGUCGAGAACAUCAAGAGAAUUAUUCCAGAGGUGAGUCUCAGCAGUGACUUCAUCUCAGGCUUCUGUGGUGAGACAGAGGACGACCACCAGCAGACUCUGUCUCUGAUCAGAGAGGUGGGCUACAACGUGGGCUUCCUGUUUGCCUACAGCAUGAGAAAGAAAACUCAUGCCUCCCAUCGGCUACGAGACGACGUGCCAGCUGAGGUGAAGCAGAGGAGGCUGGAGGAGUGUAUUACUGUAUUCAGAGAGGAAGCUGCAAGGGUCAACGCUGCUCUCAUCGGCAGCACACAGCUUGUCCUGGUGGAGGGAGAAAGUAAAAGAUCUGCCAAGGACCUGUGUGGGAGAACUGAUGGCAAUAUAAAAGUGAUUUUCCCCAAAAAGGACGUUGCUGUUCAGCCUGCUGAAUCCAACACUGCAGCUGUCAGCGCUGGAGACUAUGUGCUGGUGAAGAUACUGGCGGCCAACUCGCAGAGCCUGAUAGGCCGGGCCCUCAGUCACAGCUCCCUGAACGGCUCCGUGAAGCACUGUGAGACUCUGCCAAGGCACCAGCUAGAUGAACAUGUGGACUCAGCCAUGAUUGAAACAUGUUGAUUGACACAGGUGACACCACAAGAAACAAACUGUUAGUGUUUGGGAAAACUAGCACUCUGCCCUCUCUUGAAUGACAUUGAAGCAACAUGGAGGCUGUUUAUGGGAAUGUUGGUCACCUUACAGUCACAUAGGGCUGCUGUGAUGAGUUAUAAGAAUGACAACAUUAUUUUGGAGAAACUCUAUCCGACAUCACACUGCAGUGGCCACUCACAUACGCGGCCAUCAGACCAAAUGUUGCCUGCAGUCCACAGGAGCAAGAAAUAAAGUGUCUUUCUAUUGUUAAAUAUAUUUAAGUGAGUAAUAGAAAUAAAGAAUGUGUAACAGCUACAGUGCUACAAAGGAGAACACUCGCUUUGUUUGUGUUUGCGCAUGUGUGUCUUUUGCAGCAAUAAAUUCACAACAGUAAUGAUAAUCAAAAGAAAUUCUACAGAUCCCCAGGCAAAAAUUAACAAACUUGACAAAGACAAAUACCCGCUUAGAUGGGGUGGAUGGCUUUCACCCUCCACUUCCCCACAAAUAUACCAUUUAAGUGACACUCCCAAAACACUGCACAAGCCUGCAGCUAAUCGCCUCAACACCUGAUUUGUUGUGAAUGCAGCCUAAGGCCCCGUUUACACCUGGUGUUAUCAUGCGUCUUGGGCGCUCGGAUCACAAGUGGACAGCUGCUCUAUAUCUGUCUGUUUACACCUGCCUAGUCUCGCCACCAGACGAUCAGAGAUCUCCGCCUUCUGAUAGUCUGGGGACAGACAAAGUGUGUUUAACACACCGGCGAAAACGGCCGGCAACAAAGCAACGCCUCUUGCAUUUUUGAAAAGGACACGCCUACUCGGAAAUGUGCGCUCCCCCUUUUCUCGUCCACAAGGAAACAAACACACAGAGAGCUUGAAAAUGGAUGCUGGGAGAUUUAACUCCGUUUUAUCAAACGUGUGCUCAUC
Messenger RNA from Epinephelus moara (kelp grouper), 3328 nucleotides. It is a transcript of the gene cdk5rap1, whose product is annotated as CDK5 regulatory subunit associated protein 1. NCBI's taxonomy places the organism in Eukaryota, Metazoa, Chordata, Actinopteri, Perciformes, Serranidae. Gene Ontology annotation, biological process: tRNA modification; negative regulation of cyclin-dependent protein serine/threonine kinase activity. The record is from RefSeq and is a predicted model, not a curated record. Gene Ontology annotation, cellular component: cytosol; mitochondrion. Gene Ontology annotation, molecular function: tRNA-2-methylthio-N(6)-dimethylallyladenosine(37) synthase activity; 4 iron, 4 sulfur cluster binding. The coding region runs from base 597 to 2393 and encodes 598 amino acids. The transcript is spliced from 13 exons.